This is a messenger RNA of Caenorhabditis angaria, 555 nucleotides long. Lineage: Eukaryota; Metazoa; Nematoda; Chromadorea; Rhabditida; Rhabditidae. The record is from the annotation of a GenBank genome assembly.
AUGCAAGAAGUUGAUGAUCCAGAAUAUCUUAAGAAUCUCAUAUCAACCACAUAUCCCCAAUAUUUCUACAAUGAUUCAACAAUUUGGCCAAAUCUAAUAAUAUCAGGAAAUCAAAGUAUUUUAACAAAAACCACAAUUGGUGCAAUUGCUUAUAUGUGUAUUCCAUGUUUUCCAAUUUAUGCAAUCAUAAUUUAUUCGCGAAGAAAAACGUUGGAUAUCUUGAAUUCUUCAAGUGCUGGAUUAAUAUUAUCACAAACAGCUCGAGAAUCACAUAAACAAUUGAUGAGAGCUCUAACUUUUCAAGCAGGCAUCCCAAUUUUUUGGCUAACAGCAGCUUCAAUUUUUAUUCUGUUACUUUUCAAAAAAAUCGAAGGAUGUUUUUAUGAAAAUUUGCCAUUUCGAACAAUGGAAUUGAUGCCAAUGACAACACCAAUUUUAUCGAUUUAUUUGGUUAAACCAUAUAGAAUCAUUAUACAAAAUUGGAUCGCAAAAGAUAAUUCUAAAUUAAAAUCGGUUACUUUUGUUUCUACUAUGGCGACGAGUUCGAGAAUUUGA